Messenger RNA from Branchiostoma belcheri (Belcher's lancelet), 922 nucleotides. Its product is annotated as lysozyme-like. Gene Ontology annotation, molecular function: lysozyme activity. Bases 97 to 597 code for a protein of 166 amino acids. The transcript is spliced from 4 exons. NCBI's taxonomy places the organism in Eukaryota, Metazoa, Chordata, Leptocardii, Amphioxiformes, Branchiostomatidae. The record is from RefSeq and is a predicted model, not a curated record.
UGAGUCAUGUGAGGUCAUGUGAGUGCUAGUAGAUUAUCCAGUUUCACUUCCGCAUUCUACUGUUGCAGUGUGUUCAGAACUCUGAGGAACGAAGCCAUGGCCAAUGCUCCCGUCAUCUUCCUGGUGGCCCUGGCCGGCUGCCUUGCCACCGUGAAUGCCGGGUACGUGCCGGAGGCCUGUAUGAACUGUAUCUGCUUUGUGGAGUCAGGCUGCCGCAUGCCGGACCCUCUCUGUCAGAUGGACGUCGGCUCUCUCUCAUGUGGACCAUUCCAGCUGAAACAGGCCUAUUGGCUAGACGCACGUCUCAAGGGAGGUCCACUCAUGAAUGACUGGCAGACGUGCUCAGCGUCCUGGACGUGUAGCCGUGACGCUGUGAACGGGUACAUGGAGCGGUUCGCCGUCCCGUCCCGCCUGGGCCACAGUCCCACAUGUGAGGACUUCUCCCGCAUCCACAACGGCGGGCCUAACGGCUUCAAGAGCGCCGCCACCCUCAAAUACUGGGAACGGGUGAAGAAGUGUCUGGGCGCAGGUCUCGGGCUGUACUCGCACCACAUUGACCUGGAACAACAGUCGAAGAACUACACCAAGUUGGGCUGACAGCGAAGUCGUGCCAAAGCCCAACGCUGCCUGUGGCAUCCGGCCAAGAACGAAGACCAUUACGCAUACAUAAACGCCUUGUAACACGGUCCUUGUAACACAGCCUCUCUGCUUGACUUGAGCAUAGAUCUUAAUAGCUGACAAAUAUAUACCAACCACGUGCACGUGCCUUAAUACUGUGUUUGCAUUUGGGUCACGUAUCUAAGCAUUUUGUAUCAACAGUGCUGUCACGUUAUGAACAAAGUUUGAAACUGGCGUGCAUGUCAACGUUAAACAUGUUUGGAAUAAAGCAACUUCGGCAACAGUGAAUCAUGUUGUGACGUGA